CAUAGAUACUUCGAAAAUGAUUAGAAACGUCCAGGUCUGUUGUUUUCUGGUAGUCUGUGCAGUCAUCUAUGUGCAAGCAUUAGAUGGGCACUCAUACCAUGAUUAUCAAGAAAAGUAUACAGAAGUUGAAACCCACCACAAGAAACCUAUUAUUCCCAUCAUCAAGCAACACUUUGAUAGGCACCAUGAAGGAUGGCAAUUCAGUUACGAGACUGGAAACGGAAUAAUCGCUCACGAAAACGGCUACAUAAAAAACAAAGGCGACAAACACCACGAAACGAUCAUCCAACAGGGAAAAGUGACCUACCACGACGAACACGGCCAUCCCAUCACCUUAACGUACAUCGCCGACGAACACGGAUUCCAAGCCCAUGGUGAUCAUUUGCCGACUCCACCGCCAAUUCCUGAAGCCAUCCUGAAGGCGCUGCAUCAAAACGCUCAGGAGCCUCAGGAGGAACAUCAACAGCAUGCUCACACUUACGUUGCACAACAACAGGACGAGGGGUAUGAGCAUUUGUAUCAGCAGCAACGUGAGGAGCAGUAGUUUUAGGAUUCUUCUUGUUGGUGUUUCUCAGGGUAGCACUACGACUCAAAUUUCUUGCCAAAUAUGUUCUAAAUUGUUCCUUUGUUAUUUAAUUGUUUGUUCUUGUUGUUUUGUUGCUG
This is a messenger RNA of Aethina tumida (small hive beetle), 663 nucleotides long. Its product is annotated as endocuticle structural glycoprotein SgAbd-2. Gene Ontology annotation, cellular component: chitin-based extracellular matrix. NCBI's taxonomy places the organism in Eukaryota, Metazoa, Arthropoda, Insecta, Coleoptera, Nitidulidae. The coding region runs from base 17 to 544 and encodes 175 amino acids. The transcript has 4 exons. The record is from RefSeq and is a predicted model, not a curated record. Gene Ontology annotation, molecular function: structural constituent of chitin-based larval cuticle.